AUCAGUGACUGUGAUUUAAUGCCGAUAUUCCGUGAUAUCCAAAGACGAGCUCAAUGAACUGAAUCUAUGACAACUGUGUACACAAUUCACCUAGUCAGCUGGUGGUGUUUAUUUGGUAGGAGGGCCUGAAAAAUAGAAUGUUACUGUAAUAUUUGGAUCACCAUGCGGCUUGUGCAUGGUGACUGAUAAUGAUUAAUUUCACCGGCGCCUUUUGUUGUUAUGAUGCUGAAAAGCCUGCAGCGAUAUAUGUGUGCGUGGCUCAACAUGGACAGAUUUGUAGUAAACAGGAUACGUAUUUGACUGACCGGCUUUUGUAUUGACAUGGCUGUUAAACAGCAGUGAUGGCUGAGGAAACGAAUAAUGGAAUGAAAAAUAAUUAUACACCUGUACUUCAACUGCAAGGAAGCAAACUGCGGGGUGCUAGAGUAACCCAACUGAAAAAUCAUUUUGUCAUAAAGUACAAAGAAGAACCCGAAUUUUUUGUUCGUGUCCCGGGAAGGGUAAACCUUAUUGGAGAGCAUGUUGAUUAUUGUGGCUAUUCUGUCCUGCCAAUGGCAAUUCAGUAUGACAUAAUGCUGGCUGUAAAACCAGUAAGUGUCCCAAAACUGCAGCUCACAAAUACAGACUCCAGUCACAGUGAUUUUCAGUGUGAUGUAAAUUCUUUGAGCAUUGAAGUAAAGAAGGGAGUGUCACCACCGUGGCACAGUUAUUUCCUGUGCGGCCUGAAAGGUGUAUUGGAAGUGCUUCCUCAGGAUUCGGUGGGCAUGCUUGUUGCUGUGACAGGCAAUGUUCCUCUCAGUGCAGGCCUGUCCAGUUCUAGUGCCCUUGUUAGUGCAGCUGCCCUUGCAGCUGCACAUGCCAAUAUGCUGAAGAUGACUAAAUUGGAAAUCGCUUCUCUUAGUGCCUCAUCAGAACGAUACAUUGGUACCCAAGGAGGUGGGAUGGAUCAAGCAAUUGCAUUUCUAGGAACAAAAGGAUGUGCAAAACACAUACAGUUCAACCCGCUGCUGUCAGAGGAUGUGAAACUGCCAGAUGGCGCAGUGUUUGUGAUAGCACACUCCCUCGCCGUUCUCAACAAGGCCAAGACAUCUGAUUUCAACUGUCGAGUAGCGGAAUGUCACUUGGCAGCGCAGAUUAUGGCCAAGAAGCGUGGCCUGUCAUGGGAAAAAGUGUCUAGCCUGGCCGAUCUCCAGUCGGCAGUAAGCGCAAGUUUGGUUGAGAUGGUUGACCUUGUGAAAGAGUUGUUACAUGAAGAGCCAUACUCCAAGGAAGAGAUCUGCGGUGAGCUUGAGGUGAGCGAGGGGUUCCUGGACCAAUUGUCCCUCAGCAGCAACACAACUCACAUCAGCCACUUCAAACUUCAUCAGAGAGCUCUGCAUGUGUAUCAGGAAGCAAAUCGGGUCAGGGCUUUCCAAGAAGUAUGUCAAAAUGAAACGGUAUCAUCGCUUGCACUUAUGAAAUUGGGAGAACUGAUGCGGGAAAGCCAUGAGAGUCUGAAGAAUUUGUAUGAAUGCAGCCACCCAAAUUUGGACAAACUUGUGUAUCUGGGUGAAGGAAGGGCUCUUGGUUCACGACUUACAGGAGCUGGGUGGGGAGGUUGCAUAGUGGCCCUUACAACCAAGGACACUGUCAGUGAUUAUAUCAAUACAUUGAAGGAAAAAUUUUAUAAGGGAAACCCAGCAGCUGUUGGCAAAGACUUGGACAGCCUGGUGUUUGCAACCGAACCCAACACUGGAGCUGAAAUUUACAAGCUGGAACAGUGAACUUUGACUAACUGCCACAGUUUGAAGUAUAGCCAGUAUUUGAAUAAUUUUAAAAGUCAACUGUGCCAUUUUCAUCCACUGUUGUAUUGUCUGUUGAUCUGUACUGACAUAGUGGUGGCAAGGUAAUGAACUGCGGUAACAAGGAAGCAAGCACUCUGGACUGACAUACCAGUCUCCCGACACUCACUUGUUGUUUGGAGUUGUGUACCUUAUAGUUGAAGAAGCCUGUUAGAUUUUCUGCAGUCCUUGGAGAUGAUGAUAUCCUGUUGUUAUAAAUUCAUCCUUGUCAUUUUGAAAGCACUGUGACAUCCACAGUCAGCUUGCUGUGCCUACACAUGGACAUCUGAAUAAAGGUUUACAACACAGUGAUAAACAAAUUAUUUGUUUUGAAAGUGAAACAAAAAUCAACAGAGAGAUUGAUGUAAGAAUAAAUAAUAGUUCCAAAUUUUAUCAAAUUAUGAGAAGCACAAUAUGGAACAGAGUGAGCUCAAAAGAGGGAAAACAACAAUGCAUAAAACAUAUUUUAAACAAGUACUAAUACAGAAGAAAAAUCCAAGGCUUUAAGUAUGAAAUUUUUUAGGAGUGUUGAGGGUAAAAUAGAAUUAGGAUUGGAAAUGGAAACUUCAGAAAAGAGGUUGAAAUUCAGAAUUUGUUUAUAGUGCACCAGAAGAGAAAUGGUUGCAGUGCUUUAGCCACAUGGAAAGAAUUGGUGGAACAAGGAUACAUAGAAGGGCAUUAGAUUUAAAGUUUAAAGGAAAGAGGUUUGUGGGAUGGUCCAGAAAAAGAUGGUUUAGCUUGAUACUGGAAGACAUCAAGAACAUAUGAAACAGGUGGUAAGGAAGUGAGAAGGGUAGUUUUGGGGAAGAAUGAAGAGGAGGCUGAGUUUGUGCAGCAAACUGUAAAAUAGAAAUAAGAUAAAAAUUUGGGGUGAUCAGUAAUGUAGAUAGUGGAGUGAUGUAUCAUGUCAAGAUUGAGCUAAAAGCCAACCAUAAUGUAGCUGAUGUGAUCACUCAACCCAGAUAAACAUAAACUACGGUAAUCUGUAUGGGAGCUUAAGUCCAUCAUAUUAACUGAUGAGCUUUGGAUGACUCCAUCCCAGGCACUGCAGUUUGAAGUUGAUACCUUUAUUUAUCUUGAAGUGCUUCUUAACGGAGCUUAUGUCUACUCUUGUUACCAAAGCAUAUUUCUGUCAUGUGUCAUAAUUAUAUUGUAUUUUAAACAUAUAGCAAAGUAAUACCUAAUUAAUUGAUGUAUUAAAUCAUGAGAAUAAAACAAAUAUGUGAUAUUCCA
Cryptotermes secundus is the source of this 3053-nucleotide messenger RNA. RefSeq names its product N-acetylgalactosamine kinase (gene Galk). Gene Ontology annotation, cellular component: cytoplasm; cytosol. The transcript has 10 exons. Bases 342 to 1763 code for a protein of 473 amino acids. Gene Ontology annotation, molecular function: galactokinase activity; ATP binding. Gene Ontology annotation, biological process: carbohydrate phosphorylation; galactose metabolic process. The record is from RefSeq and is a predicted model, not a curated record. Lineage: Eukaryota; Metazoa; Arthropoda; Insecta; Blattodea; Kalotermitidae.